Molecule: messenger RNA, 3676 nt
Organism: Mytilus trossulus (common blue mussel)
Lineage: Eukaryota; Metazoa; Mollusca; Bivalvia; Mytilida; Mytilidae
Product: actin nucleation-promoting factor WAS-like
Exons: 15
Coding region: 52-1935 (627 amino acids)
Biological process (GO): actin filament polymerization
Cellular component (GO): actin filament
Molecular function (GO): actin binding
Source: RefSeq, a predicted model, not a curated record
GCUAUCUAUUUCAGUUACUCACAACCCGGAAGUUUCAAAGAAAUUUGCAAAAUGUCUAUGAAGAAAAAAAGCACGAAUAUUUCAUCUAUUCUGUUAAAUGACAAUGAAAACGAAGCACUUUUCAAUAUCCUUGGUAGAGGUUGCGUGACACUUGCCUCUGGUGUAUGUCAACUCUAUACAGCUGACCCACCAUCAAGACAGAGGUGGAGCAAAAGAUUUUGUGGUGUCGUUUGUUUUGUAAAAGACAAUCCAAAGAGAUCUUACUACAUAAGAUUGUAUGACAUUAAGCUAGGAGGAAGCUAUGAUAGGAAAGAUGCAGUUAUAUGGGAACAAGAAAUUUACAAUCAAUUCAAGUACAAAGCCCCUAGAGAAUAUUUCCACACCUUCGAAGCUGAUGAAGUACAGGCAGGUCUGAACUUUGCCAGUGAAGAUGAGGCUAUUAAAUUUAAAAAUGCUGUUGAACAGAAAUUAUUGGAGAGGCAUCAGAAAAAAAUUGAAAGGAAGAAACAAACAACUGUUGUCAGUCAUGGUCAUCAGGCUAGUUCUCCUGUUAUGAACAAUGUGCCAGCUCAAGCUCCUGUUGUUAAUGUUGAUAUUAAGUCUGGAUCAAAUACCAUUGGAAAGAGUAAGGGAAAUAAAAAGGACAAGAAGAAAAAACUGACUAAAGAAGAUAUUAGUACACCUACUGCAUUUAGACAUGUUAGCCAUGUUGGUUGGGAUCCUACUAAAGGAUUUGAUAGAAGUGCUGUCCAGAGUUUUAUGAAUAAUUUGGACAAUGAUAUGAAAUCGUUAUUUCAACAAGUUGGUAUAUCUGACACGACUGAUAUGGACAAGGAGACUGUGGACUUCAUUUAUGAUUUCGUUGAACAACAUGGAGGGAUAGAGAAAAUAAGAGAGGAGAUUAAGAAGAAACCUCCCCCUCCUCCCUCAUCUCAUAAUCGUAGCCCUAGAGGUCCGAUGCGUUAUAUAGAUCUUAGUCCUGAAAGUCGUAACCGUGCUACAGAGCGUACUCCAGGAGGUCCUAAACGUUCUAUAGAACUUAGCCCUGAUGGUCGUUACCGCUCUGUUGAGCGAAGCCCUGAAGGUCCUAAUCGCUCUAUAGAACUUAGUCCCCAUGGCCUUAAUCGCUCUGUAGAGGGUAGUCCUGAUGGUCAAAACAGAUCUAUAGAACGUAGUCCUGAAGUUAGCCCGAGUCCAAGAGAGGAAAAAUCUUCAGGAGGUCAAAUAAGAUCAAGCAGCAAGAGUCCAAGAGGAGAAAUGUCCCCAGGUCAAAAGAAAUCAAGCAAUUCACCAGCACAUCCUCCUCCACCAAGAUCAAGUGGUCUACCACCACCACCACCAGCUAGGACUGGUCCACCUCCACCUCAAAGGGGUGGACCACCACCUCCUCCUCCCAAUAGGACAAACCUUCCUCCACCACCAACACCAGCUAGACAAAUUGGUCAACCUCCUCCUCCACCUUCAUUCCAUGCACCUCCACAACCACCACCUCAGUCAUCCAAAGGGGCACCUCCGCCAGCCCCUGCUCCAGGAAUACCUCCACCACCACCCCCUCCUGCACCACCGGCUGCUCCCCCACCACCAGCAGCACCUGCAGCACCAGCUGGUGCACCACCAAUAGGGGUUGGUAGAGGAGCAUUACUGGAGUCAAUCAGAGGUGGCGCUAAUCUGAAGCAUGCUGCUGAUGGACCCUCCAGAGGAGGAGGAGGAGGAAGUAGUGAUCCUAGAUCCAACUUGUUAGAUGCCAUUAGAUCUGGCAAAACACUGAAGGCUGUAGAAAAGGAGGACAAACCAGAGGCUGACCCUGGCCAAGGAGGAGGUAUUGUAGGUGCUUUAGCUAUGGCAUUGGCCAACAGACAGAAAGUAUUACAGAUGUCUGAAGAUGAAGACGAAGAUGAAGAUGACAUGGACGAUGAUGAUGAAUGGGAUGACUAAGUUAUUGAUAAUUAAUGAGAUGACUAAAGUGAGAACGAAAAUGAAACAUUAUAUUAGCAUUGUUACACAACAAUAACAAUAGGACUAUAUAAAUUUAUGAAUUGCAAAUUGUCAUUCAUUUAUUUCCAGUUAAGUGAUUUAAAGAAUGAUUUUCAAGAUGACAGCAUUAUAUUUAUCAGUAAUUGGUAGUGAAAUCUCCAAAUCUAAUCAAACAACAAAUAUUUUGUGUGAUAAAAGCCUUCAAAAUGGACAUACUGAGCUCAAGAUCACUAUUUGAAGCAAAGGGGAAUAACCUGAAUAAAAGAUUGGCUUCUUUUACCUCACUCUGUCUGUGAUAUGGGAAUGGGAAAAAUAAAAAUAUCUUAUCCUUCAAUUUAAAGUUAGGGUUUAGAAAAUUCUCUUUACAGUAUAUUAAAAACAUGAGAUGAUGCCAUGUCUGAUUUUUGUUUUAUACCAAAUUUUGACAGUUAAAUUUGCCAAUCUGGUGCUGGAAUUAAAAAUUUAUUAACUUUUGAUUCAUAAGGUUUUAUUGUUUUGGAUGUAAAGGCUCAAAUUGUACAUAGGUGACCCAAAGGAGAACACAUAUCAUUUUGAUACUUUUAUACAUCAAGUUAUUGUACUAGGUUGGUGUAGGUAUUACAUUAGAGCUAUAAUAAGAAGAUUUGCAUGGGACUUGGACAGCAUUUUAUAAAAAUUAAACAUUGGUGAUGGGGAUUCACGGCUUAAAUAACAAAUUUAUAUAAUUUCAUUUUCUAUUAACAUUGUAACGAACAUGGUAAUGAAAAAAUGCUCUUCAGUCUACAUAAAGAUACUAGAAUAGCCCACAUAUAAUCAGUAAUGAUCAUUAAAUCAGCUUUUAUGUGGAUGUGAGUUGAUUAAUUAUUUUUUCAAGCAUAUGGUCCAAAUUGCUGUCUGAGAUGCGUAAUGUUAAUACUGAUUCAUGUUUUUUGUACUAAGUAAGGAAAUAUUAUUUAAAAUAUGAUAAAUGAUACUAUAUGUAUGAUAUUAAUAUAUAAAUGCAUUUCAUAAAACAGAUAUGCUAACAGGUCAUUCCUCUAUGUAACUUCCAGUUUACCAUUGCUUUAACAUUCCUCAGCUUGUAUAAUUUUGAUAUAGUGAAUGCAUAGAGUGAAAUUUUUGUUGUCAUAUAUACAUGUAUCAGUCUUUUCAGUUCAAUUAUUUUCUUUAUGAUUUUUCUAGUGAUUUUUAUGUUUCUGAUCAACAUAAUGACAAGAAAGAUCUGUAAUAAUGCAGUUGAUCACAUGUAUUUUCCAUUAUUUGAUAUUUAUAUUCCUACAAUAUGUAAUCAAAAGUUUUCAUACAAGAAAAAGAAACACUGUUACAAUAAGAACUAGCACCUUGUACUGUUUUAUAGAGAGAGACACUGUUUAAGUUGAAAUGUUACAAACCUUUAAAUGAAAAUAAUGCUUUACACAUACAUUAAUAUAUAUAAUAUAUCUUAGUAUAUUUAAGCAACGUGUAAGAUUGCAUCCUAUAUUGGUCAAAUAUAUUUGUUCAAAACGAAAUCAACAAUAUUCUAGUUAACUUGACAUAAAGUGUCAACUUAAAAUUACCCUUCAUUAUUUAUUUACUUAUGAUUUCCCCAGAGUUAAAAGUUUCUUUAAUACAUGUCAAAAGUCAAACUUAAGUUAUCUUUUAUUGUGUAUGAAGUUCAUUGCUUUGCAUUUUAUUACAUAAUUAUUUCUUGCAUGUUUAAGAGUUAUUAAAGAAUAUUUUUCUA